CAUAGGCCCAUUAUAACGGCCCAAUCUCUAAAUUAUUAAAAACCUAUGUAAAUACUAAAAUUUCAUUAGGUACGAGUCGAUCUGUGGACGGGAGGAAAAAGUGUCGAAAAGUUUGUGCCCGACUUCGCCGCCACCGUCGUUCCUUGUCGCCGAUUCCAGAUUCUUUGUAUGCAACUUUACUGUUGCUAAGCUCGUAAACCAAAGCUCGGACGAACGUUUGCUACUUGUUUGUGGUUUAUUCAAGAACAAAAGUGUGAGCAAAAAGGCCAACAUAUCACGAUGGAUGAAGAAGAGCAUCCGAGAAGUGGUGAAGAAGAAUGUAGUAUCUCACUUUUCGAUUAUUCUGUUGAGAAUCACUUGAAGGCAGUGGACUCCAUUAGUGAUCUAUGUGGUGAAACUAAUGCUGAUAUUGAUGAGAUUGAUAUCAGCACUCUUUCAUCAUCAGUUACAUUCUUGAGGGAAUGGAGGCAUUUUAAUUACGAACCAAAAAGUUUUGCGUUCUACAACGAGGCUGGAAAAAGCCAUGGAUCAAAGGAUACAAGUCGUCAAACUUUGCCUCAGUUCUCUUCGGCACGAGUUCCGAAGGGUAAGAUACAUGACGAUGAAUCAGCAUCAUUAUCUGGUGAAACCAGCAAGGAUUUUGUGAUGCAUGUUGGAGGCUCUGUUUGGGCAUUGGAGUGGUGUCCCAGGAUUCAUGGAAAUCCAGAUGCUCAGGCAAAAUGUGAGUUUCUAGCUGUUUCUACUCAUCCUCCUGACUCAUACAGUCACAAGAUAGGUAUUCCUCUUACAGGUCGAGGCAUCAUUCAGAUAUGGUGCAUUAUAAAUGCCUGUUGCAAGAAAGAUAGCACCCAUUUUUCAGAGAAAAGUAAAAAAAUGACAGGCAAGUCUCGCAAAAAACCAUCUAGUGAAACUACGGAAACAACAGAACCUAAGAAACCAAGAGGCAGGCCCAGAAAGCAACCAAUAGAGACAACAGAGCCUAAGAAACCAAGAGGUAGACCUAGAAAGAAGAGUAAUGCCGAGUUACCUGCUGAGCUUGAUGGUGGCGUUCUCUAUGUUGAAGCUCUGUCUGUUCGGUAUCCAGAAGAUUCAGUUGUUUCCGCAACUCCUCUUCGAAUACUACAAGAAACUCCAGUAACAGAACCUAAGGUCAACAAUGAAGGUUCAGAACAAAUACUGUCUUCGGAAAAUGCAAAUAUUAAGCUUCCUGUACGGAGAAAGAGACAGAAAACCAAAGGUACUGAAGAAAGUUGCAAGCCCAUGCUAUUAGAAAAUAGUGAAGUUGUUGGAAAUAUACUUGGCGAACCGUCCUCAGGUAUUUCUGAAGACAUAGCCCUUCCAAGGGUUGUCUUAUGUCUGGCCCACAAUGGAAAAGUUGCCUGGGAUAUGAAAUGGCGUCCCUCACAUGGCGAUGAUUCUCUUAAUAAGCAUAGAAUGGGAUAUUUAGCUGUCUUGCUGGGAAAUGGAUCUCUGGAAGUGUGGGAUGUUCCACUGCCUCGCACAACAUCAGCCGUAUAUUUAUCUUCCAAGAAAGCUGCAACUGAUCCUCGUUUUGUGAAACUGGCUCCCGUUUUCAAAUGUUCAAACUUGAAAUGUGGUGAUAUGCAGAGUAUUCCUUUGACACUUGAAUGGUCGACUUCAAAGAACCCUGAUUUCUUACUGGCUGGUUGCCACGAUGGCACGGUUGCUCUUUGGAAAUUUUCUACUACUACAUCUUCAGAAGAUACAAGACCCUUACUUUUCUUCAGCGCAGAUACAGCUCCCAUAAGGGCAGUUGCGUGGGCUCCUGGUGAAAGUGAUCAAGAAAGUGUAAACAUAGUAGCUACUGCUGGACAUGGAGGUCUGAAGUUUUGGGACUUACGUGAUCCGUUCCGUCCUUUAUGGGAUUUGCACCCAGUACCAAGGUUUAUUUACAGCCUCGAUUGGGUACAAGAUCCAAGAUGCGUUCUGUUACCCUUUGACGACGGAACGUUAAGAAUCUUAAGCUUGGUGAAGGUUGCGUAUGAUGUUCCUGCUACUGGAAAUCCUUAUCCAAACACUAAACAGCAAGGGUUAAGCGUUUAUAACCUUUCAACUUUUCCCAUUUGGAGUAUUCAAGUAUCAAGGCUAACAGGCAUAGCAGCCUAUUGCACUGCAGAUGGGUCCAUUUUCCAUUUCCAGCUUACGACCAAAGCAGUGGAAAAAGACACAAGAAAUCGGAGUCCACAUUUUCUCUGUGGGAAAUUGACAAUGAAAGAUUCCACCUUUAUAGUACAUAGUCCAGUUCCAGACAUUCCGAUUGUACUAAAGAAACCGGUUGGUGAGACUGGUGAAAAACAGAGAUGCCUUCGAAGUCUCUUGAACGAAUCUCCUAACCGAUAUGCAUCUAAUGUUUCAGAUGUUCGGCCUUUAGCAUUUGCACACGAGGAGGAUCAGGAUUUAGAGCCUGAAUUUGGAGGAACAGACAAUAAGGGACCAAAAUUUAAGGCUAAAAAAGGAAAGAACAACAUAGGAGAAGUCGAUGAGAACAGCAGAGCAUUAGUCUGUGUUAGUGAAGAUGGCGAUGAAGGAGAAGAAAGAAGAAACAAAGCAAGCAAUGGUAGCAUUGGAAUGAAAACUGAAGGGUUUCCACCUAAAAUGGUUGCGAUGCAUCGCGUGCGAUGGAACAUGAAUAAAGGAAGCGAGAGAUGGUUGUGUUAUGGUGGAGCAGCCGGGAUUGUUCGGUGUCAAGAGAUUGCUCCAACCUCAAAUUGGAAACCUCAGAGAUAACGCUAUAGUCUAUAGUCCCAUGUAACAGUAGUCACUUACCAUCUUGAGUGUUUAUACCAAAAAACAAAAAUGUUGGGUUUUGUUGUAACAAUGAAUAGUAGAAACUGAUUCAAUUCAAGAACUUUAUGA
Messenger RNA from Capsella rubella, 2877 nucleotides. RefSeq lists its product as uncharacterized. The record is from RefSeq and is a predicted model, not a curated record. The coding region runs from base 280 to 2748 and encodes 822 amino acids. Gene Ontology annotation, molecular function: DNA binding; protein binding. Lineage: Eukaryota; Viridiplantae; Streptophyta; Magnoliopsida; Brassicales; Brassicaceae. The transcript has 17 exons. Gene Ontology annotation, biological process: transcription by RNA polymerase III; regulation of DNA-templated transcription. Gene Ontology annotation, cellular component: transcription factor TFIIIC complex.